Molecule: messenger RNA, 6090 nt
Organism: Doryrhamphus excisus (bluestripe pipefish)
Lineage: Eukaryota; Metazoa; Chordata; Actinopteri; Syngnathiformes; Syngnathidae
Gene: efr3a
Product: EFR3 homolog A (S. cerevisiae)
Biological process (GO): protein localization to plasma membrane
Cellular component (GO): plasma membrane
Source: RefSeq, a predicted model, not a curated record
UCGUGAUAAACGGUAGAAAAUGAAUGAAUGAAUUUCAUCUCCAAAAGGGGGGCGCUAGAAAAAAAGUUUGGGAACCACUGAGUUGGACUCUCAUCUUUCAUCAGAAAAGAAUCUUUGUUUCUACUUGUCUCCGUUAUUUAGUAAUCGGCAGUAGAACAAAGAUAAGUUUCAGCAAAAUCUCAACAAAAAAAUUGCGUAAAAUAGCUUUUUGUGUCACUUUGACACUAAUUUUGCUGUAUAUAUUUAGCCAAAAUUUAUAAACAAAUAUGCCACAACACAAAACAUGUUGUUUUACAUGAAAAUAACAAUUUAUUUACAAAUAUAACACAAUGAACUAUUAACAAUUUUCCCAUUUGGAACUGAACUGUGAGUGUGUGUGUGUGUGUGUGUGUGUGUGUGCAUGCGUUAAAAAAAAAAAAUUCCCCUCAGUGUGUGGUCUCUUCAACACUACAAGACUACACUUCCUGGUUCAGCCAGCGUUUUUACAAAAGGCACCUUAUGGACAUUUUUUUUGGCUUAAAAUCGCACCAAACGUGAUCUUCUUUAUUGUGGAGCUCUGUCAUCACCCAUUUUAGGUCGCAAUGUUUCUGCAUGUUUAGCCUGUUUAGGGCGGGUUCUGCUCCCCCCCACCCCACCACUGCAGAACUUGUGGGUGACCUCUUUUUGUAAGAUGUUUGUCUGUGACCCAAUACGUGUAUAGUAGAUUAUUUAGUGGUAUCGCAUACUUGUAAAUAUGUUUGACUUAGAGUGACUGAGAUUUCCAGAAAAAUAGACUUCUUUUCUGAGAAAAAAUAAUAAUAACUUAAUAAUUUUGCAGUGCCGUGAAUGCUGAGUAGUUAAUAUGUGGGGAUUCACUGUACAAUAUAAGCUAUAUUUUCAAAAUAAAGGAAGUGUGCAUGUGUGUGGCAAAUUGAUGCAGCCUUGACUUGCACACUUUUAUGAGCCACUGAGACAGGAAGUAGACGGACUGAUGAUAUUAAUAAUCAGCUGUGUGUGCAUGUGUGUGUGCCGCUCUCACUUGCAGUGUGUUGUGGUCUAGAGGCUCUCAUUAUCCUCAAAGUGUUAACCACCUCAAUUAAGUCAUUAUGUAGGGCGCCACCGCCAUGUGAGCACUGAGGGGAUGGCUAGAAAGUGCUAAUAAAUGGCUUAAUGGAAGCAGCAAGGCCUGCUGGGAAGUAUUGGUGCCAUCAUUGUGUUUGGACCUUUUCGUUUUCCUAACAGGUCACCUAACGGGCAGCUAUAAGUUUGGGAUCCUCGCUGAAGUAGAUCAAACAAACAACGGCGAUGAUGUAUGGCCUGCUUUGCAGUCGCGUACUAUUUGUUCACUCCUCUUUGUGCUGGCCUUCAUGUGUAGCUAGCUGCACCAUAAUGCCGCACUUUGGGAAGGCUUGAAUGCACUUUGACCUGGCAAGGUUCCACUGCUGUCUGGCUGCCGUGCUCCAAUUAAUGCAGCAUUUUGGCCCGCCCCUUGCCUCAGAGAGGAGGGACUCCGAGGAAGGGUGACACAUCUUUUUAACAUUUUCAGGCACAUGGCAAUAUACUGAGGUCAGCAAAAUUAUCACAUUCAUUUUCAUUUAUUGUGUGAUUAAUUAAUGAAGUUAUUAUCGUCCCAGGCCUAGUGCUUACGAGACAUUCAUCCAUCCAUUUCCGGCGACAUACACCCUUGAGCGGUCGCCAGCCAAUCGCACGGUGCUCACGAGACAUGUUUUUCUAAAUGAGAAAUCUUUUCAUGUUUUAAUCUUGCGAGAUCUUGUGACACAAAAUUUUGUGACACCCCUACUGAAUAAUGCUGUGUACACUAUGUACUUACCAGUCUUAAAAGACUUAAAACGUCAACUACACAAACAUGCCAACUGAGACACAGUCAGCUUUCCUUGUUAGCAUGCCUUGUUAGCAUCACACAUAGCCUGCUUGUGUGUGCGUGCAUGUGUGUGUCACUGCAUUCUUCCUAGUCAUGUUUACAUCACAGUCCAUUACUCGCAUAAACCAGAUGCACACACACAUGCACUUUGCUAUGCACAUGAAUGUUCAAAAUCGUCACGCUCAGUCUACGUAAUUACACUCAAUCAGGAUGAUUAAAAUAACACACAUGCCAUUAGAUGUGUGUGUGUGUAGCGUGUUUAGUGUGGGGUGGUGGGCUGCUGGGCUGUUGGUGGUGGUCCAAUAGGUUCUGAGGGUGUUGGAGCAUUUUAGUGGUUUGGACUGUGCAGCACUGCAGCAUCACCUGCAGUGUGUUUGCGGAGGGGAAGCAAGGUCAGACAGUGAGUGGGCGUGUGAGGGGGGAGAGAGAGAGAGAGAAACAGAGUGAGAAAGAAGACGUCCAUGUCCACCUGACAGGCCAGCCGACGCAUCAUCUCCUGAAACAUGGAUUCAGAGAACAACGAGUCUGGAGUGUGCGGCUGCUGUGGGCCAUUGAGGCCACGCUACAAACGUCUGGUGGAUAACAUCUUCCCUGAGGACCCCAAAGAUGGUCUGAGCAAGUCAGACAUGGAAAAGCUGACCUUCUACGCCGUGUCUGCCCCGGAGAAGCUGGACAGGAUCGGAGCGUACCUGGCUGAGCGGCUAAGCAGGGAUGUGGUGCGGCAUCGCUACGGGAACGUGGUGAUAGCCAUGGAGGCUCUGGACCAGUUGCUGAUGGCCUGUCACUCUCAGAGCAUCAAGCCCUUUGUGGAGAGUUUCCUGCACAUGGUGGCUAAACUGUUGGAGUCCAGAGAACCGGAUUUGCAGGUGCUGGGGACCAACUCGUUUGUGAAGUUUGCCAAUAUCGAGGAGGACACGCCCUCCUACCACCGCCGUUAUGACUUCUUUGUGUCCCAGUUUAGUGCUAUGUGUCACUCAACCCACGAAGACGUGGACACCAGGACCAGGAUUCGUGUGGCAGGAAUCAAAGGUCUGCAGGGAGUGGUCAGGAAGACGGUGAAUGACGAGCUGCAGGCCAUCAUCUGGGAGCCUCAGCAUAUGGACAAACUCAUCCCUUCCAUGCUCUUCAACAUGCAGGACAGCGACGACCUGGACAGGGCGGGGCAUCCCAGCACGCCAUCAGUGUCGGAUCAGGAUGGCGAGGAGAACCCGGCCACGCUGGCAGAGAGCUGCUUCAGAGAACUGCUGGGCCGAGCUGCAUAUGGCAACAUGAACAAUGCUGUGCGACCCGUGCUGGUUCACCUAGACAACCAUCACCUGUGGGAGCCCAAUGAGUUUGCCGUUUCCUGCUUCAGGAUCAUCAUGUACUCCAUCCAGGCUCAACACUCGCACCACGUCAUCCAGCAGGUGUUGGGCCACCUGGACACACACAACAAGAACACUCCUCGUGUGCGCGCCGGCAUCGUGCAGGUGCUGCUGGAGACGGUGGCCAUCGCCGCCAAAGGCUCCGUGGGAACCAUCCAGGAGUGCAAGCGAGGUGACACGUUCACCUCUCUUGGUGAACACGGCACCCCUCCCAACCUGUGGCUGGGUCCCACCGUGCUGGAGGUCUUCAACACGCUGCUCAAACACUUGAGGAUGAGCGUGGACUUUGAGCUGGGCGAGAGCUCCAGGAGAAAUUCCAGCAGCAGCGUUUCAUCCGGCCGCAACAAGGAGAGUGAAGAACGCAUUGUCCAGAACGCCAUUAUACAGACCAUCGGAUUCUUUGGUGGGAACCUGCCUGACUACCAGCGAGCUGAGGUCAUGAUGUUCAUCAUGGGCAAGGUGCCUGUGUACGGGACCCCGUGCCACACCUUGGACACAGUCAAGAUUGGACAUCAGGGAACCAAACGGAUCCAAACCAUGCUGCUCAGCUCACUCAUCAUGGUCACCUCGGGCUUCAAGUCCAAGUCCAUGGCUGCAGCCCUGCCCCCUCCCUUCCUGGACCCGCUCUUCUCCAUCUCCCUGAUGGAGGACAGCGAGCUGAGACAGCUGGUACUGGAGAUCCUGCACAACAUCAUCGAUCGCCAUGACAACCGAGCCAAACUGCGUGGCAUCAGGAUCAUCCCCAACGUGACUGCACUGAAGAUCAAAAGAGAAAAGAUCUCCAAGCAGGACGUGGCCUUCAUGAAGAAGCACGGCCAGCAGCUGUACCGUCACAUCUACCUGGGCUGCAAGGAGGAAGAUAAUGUGCACAAGAACUUUGAGCUGCUCUUCACCACGCUUGCCAUCCUCACCAUCGAGCUGGCCAAUGAGGAAGUGGUCAUCGACCUCAUCCGACUGGCUGUCGCUCUGCAGGAUAUGGUGCUGGCCAAUGAGGAGAACAUGCCCAUGUCGAUCCGGUGUGGGGUGAUGGCGUUAGUGGCGGCAUACCUCAACUUUCUGAGCCAGAUGAUCGCCAACCCAUCUUUCUGCCAGCACGUCAGCAAGGUGAUUGAGCUGAGGAACAUGGAUGCGCCAUAUCUUCUGCCAGAGCACAUCUUCAGGGACAAGUGCACCCUUCCUGAGUGUUUGGACAAGGAGGAGCGAGCCUUGUACUUCCAGACAGCUGACAUGGCCGAGUGCCUGGCUGGACCAGGAUACAACGCAGAGAGACUUUCCAUCCCUUACGUCCCGCAGGUCACAGUUCUUUACACGGUGGGAAAAAUCCUGCACAGGUGCAAACAGACGUCACAAGAUGAAGACCGCCUGACGAGGAGGAAGAGUUUUGUGGACACCGUCUCACUGCAAGUGGACAUGCUGUCCACUAGUCUCCCUGACAAGUCACAACUAGCUGAGGAGAUUACCUUUGAGACCCUGAAGAAAGCCAUUGACACAAGCGGGCUGGAGGAGCAGGAGCGCGAGCGAAGACGUCAGGUGAUGGAGAAGUUCCAGAAAGCGCCAUUUGAGGAGCUUGCCGCCCACUGCGAGUCCAAGGCAAACAUGCUGCAUGAGCGUCUGGCACACAUCUUUGAACUCACCAUCAGGCCACCACCCAGUCCGUCUGGAGUGGUAUCUGUGUCAUCAGGCCAUGCCCAGCACCAGUCUGUGCCCGUCUACGAGAUGAAGUUUCCAGACCUUUGUGUCUACUGAGGUUGUCACCAUGGAAACGUGAUGCAGGGGCAGCACUUCAUAAUGACAUUUAUCAGAAAGUGUCAUGAUCCUGAGCCAAAUUAAUAAUAAUGAAUGAUUGAUUGAUUGUAGAAGCUCAGCUGUCAAUCAUAUCAUCAGUCAUUCGCCGUCAUCACCUUCACAGUUGCAGCGUGCCCUCUCAUGUGCAUGUUCUUCUACAAUGCGGUCAGCAGCAACAUUUCAUCAUUGGAGUUUGGAGAAAAAAGAUCAUUUGGUGAAAAGACUUGAGAGUUUGACUGACGGGGGGGGCGACAUCUGAUGGAGUGUAGGAGUGAGUGAGGGUCAUCGGGUGAUGAAAGGUCAGCGUUUGGAUGACGGAAACUUCUGCAACUCUAAGUGGCGGUCCGAGGUCAGCGGAGAUUGUGAGCCGGAUGUGGUCAGAUGGCCAGGAUGUCAAAAUAAAUGCUGGAAUCUAAAUGAAUGUUUAAUUAGCGCUUUAAUGCCAAAAGACAAAUAGGCUUUUAUUUUAUGCAGUAGAGAACUACAAGCAAGAUGUUUAUUAGGAGAGAAAUGAAUGUGUCAUUUUAGCGAUAGAUCAUCUAUUUUUCUAUCACUGCCUACCAGACGAAAGUUUAUUUUAUUGCACAGUGUUGUUAAUAACGCUUAGAAUGUACUCUUCAUCACACACUUUUUUCUUGUUCGAUUUACUUAUUUAGAGCAACAGCAGAUCUAUGUACACAGAUCUAUGUGGACAGGUAUGGAAGGUAGGAAUGCAACUUUUGGACACGUUGCAUUCAGGAACCAUUCAUGUGUAAUGAAAUUUCAGUCAUUAUUUUGACCACAAGAGGGCGCCGAGGCUCAACUGCCACCUCAUUAAAGCCAGCAUGCCAACUCGGCACUACCUGCUCCUUAUGCAUGGUGACAUAACAUUCAUUCAUUCAUCCAUUUCCUACCGCUUAUCCUCACGAGGGAGCCUAUCCCAGCUGUCUUGGGGCAAGAGACCUGUGGAGUACACCCUGGACUGGUGGCCAGCCAAUCACAGGGCACAUAUAGACAAACAACCAUUCACACUCACAUUCAUACCUAUGGACAAUUUGGAGUGGCCAAUUAAGCUAGCAUGUUUUUGGAAUGUGGGAGGAA